UUCCGAUAAUACCGCGCUUCGACUUCAAAUAUAAUUUUCAAUAUUUCGCUUGCGAAUUGAAUUAGUUAAAUGCAACAGCAUUUCAUCUAAUUACUUCGUUUAUUUUUUUGUAUAUUUUAAAUUUCGCGCCGUCGUCUCAUCGCAUCCGCAACUACAAUACAGCCUCUCUCCGCCCCUGCCACCUACCCACCCCAAAGUAAAAAAUAUUUUAACUUAAACAACAAAAAAGCCCAAACGAAAAAGACACAAGAUCUAAAUAAAAGCAAAAGAAAGAAGUGUUUGUGUAUUGAGUGAGAGAGCGAGAGAGAGAGGAGAGAGCAGCUGCAGCUUGAAACAUGUUUACCGAGGAAGGCAUCUUUCCCAUAGGCGAUGGCCUGCUGGACGUUGAUGCCGAGCGCUUGAAGGGAUUACUUGUGUCGCAUGACAUCAACGAGAUCUACGAGGUGGAACAGACGCCGUUUGCCAGGGGCAAAUUCGCGGCAGUUCGUCGCGCGAUACACAAGAAUUCCGGUUCGCAAUUCGCUGCCAAAUUCCUAAAGCGACGCCGACGCGCACAAAGCAGCGACAAGGAGAUCAAGCACGAGAUUGCAGUCCUGAUGCUCUGCAAGGGCGAGGACAACAUCGUCAACUUGAAUGCUGUGCAUGAGACGCGCUCCGACACGGCGCUGCUCCUGGAGCUGGCCACUGGCGGCGAGCUGCAAACGAUACUGGACAACGAGGAGUGUCUUAGCGAGGCGCAGGCGCGCCAUUGCAUGCGCGAAACGCUGAAGGCUCUGAAGUUCUUGCAUGAUCGCUCCAUAGCCCAUUUGGAUCUGAAGCCGCAGAACAUUCUGCUGACGGGCGAGCGUAUUGAGGAUGGCCUCAAGUUGUGCGACUUUGGCAUCUCGCGCGUCGUCUGCGAGGGCAUCAAUGUGCGCGAGAUGGCCGGCACCCCGGACUAUGUGGCACCGGAGGUGCUGCAGUACGAGCCGCUGUCGCUGCUGACGGACAUUUGGUCGGUGGGCGUGUUGGCCUAUGUGUUGCUAUCGGGCUUCUCGCCCUUCGGCGGCGAUACCAAGCAAGAGACCUUCCUCAAUAUCUCACAGUGCGCCCUGACCUUUCCCGACAAUCUCUUUGGCGGCGUCUCUCAGGCGGCAAUCGAUUUCAUACGUCGCGCAUUGCGAAUUAAGCCAAACGAUCGCAUGAAUGCCGCUGGCUGCCUGGAGCAUGUCUGGCUGAAGGACGAGUGCUCUUUGAAUAGGCAAAUCUAUUUGCAAGCUCAGCACGAUGCAGACUUUGUGCAGGACGAUGAGGACGAAGACGACGACGAUGAUGAGGAGGACGAAGAGGAAGAUGAUGAUGAGCAAGGCAUAAAAAAUGUCUCUCAGCAGCAGCAACAGCAACAGCAACAGCAACAAAAUGGCACAACAACAGCAGCAACAGCUGCUGCUGCAACACCAGCCAGCAAAGCCACUCACAAUGGGCACAGAGCACACUCCAGCUCGAAGAUACCAAUUGCCACUAGCCACAAGCUGAGCCCCAGCACAGAGACAACAACGGCCAUACACACACUGCCCCAAGCGCUGACCAUGUCGCUGGCGACAAAUGCAACAAAACCCACGCAGAUUGUGACACCGAUUCGACGCGCCUCCGAUUCGGAUAAGGAGAACACAUACACGGCGACGUUUGUUAAGAAGCCGAUGGCCAGCACGGCCACCAUUCAGAUUGGAAGCAAUGGACUCGAGGAGACGACAGUGAUUGCCACAUUGGCGCUAUUCCCGGACGCGCCGACCACACCUAAAGUCAUACGCAAGACACCCGCUGCGGAGGCCAGUGCGGCGACAUCGGUCAAGGCGUUGGUCAAGAAGUUUCAGCUGGACGAGCUCGAGGCGCACAACAGCAACGCGAAUAGCAAUUUGGCGUCCACAAUUACGCAGCUGCAGCUGCAGCAGCCCCGCAAAUGCUCAGUGCCCAGUAUUGCGAUGCCAACGAGCAGCAGCAGCAGCAAUAUGCGUCGCAGUAUCAGCGGCACUGCCAGCAGCAGCAACAGCAGCAACGGCAGCAACGGCAACGGCAACGGCAGCUGCAACAAUGUGCGACGCGCCUCAGAGCCGCUAACCGCUGUGCACAAGAAGCAGCAUAAUAUCAGCCCAAACUCCAUUUCCAGCAGUAACAGUAAUACCAACAGCAACAGUAGCAACAGCAGCAGCAGCAGCAGUUCAGGAUCCAGCAACAAUCCCAGCGGCAGCGGCAGUGGCAGCAGCAGCAGUAGUGCAGGUGGCAGCAGCACGGCGUUGCUAUUGAACGGACGUUUGCCAGCGGCAGCUGCAGCGGCAGCGCAUCAUUUGCAUCAUCAUCACAUGCACCAUCAUCAUCAUCAUCAUCAUCAUCAUGUGGUGAUCGCUGCCAAGAACGCCGCUGCCGCUGCCACCAACAACCUGAGCUUGGACCAGGGCAUCAUCUGUUAGCUAAGGGCCAAUCGUGUGCGCCGCAAUGCCAAAAGUUUCUUUCACCGCUUCCUUUGCUGCAUGUAGCAGUGCCUCAACGUGUAGGCGUGGUCAGCGCCCUAGCUGCCGAUUGCCCACCAGAAAGAGAAGGAGGGGGCCUGGAUCAGCUGCCAGCAACUGUGGCAGCUGCAAUCCCAACGUCGACGUCUACGCGUGUGUUGCGGGAAGUUUUGUUUGAUUUUGAGUUUCUUAGUUAAUGUUAUUAGCGUCUAGUUGAUCUAAAUAGAACACCACCCACACGCCCAUACACUUACCACUACACGCCCCACUAACCCAGCCGAUUUCCCAAGUUACCCCAAAUACUGUUAAGUUGAUCUGGAAAUAUAUAAAUAUAAAUCUACAUAAUAAUUACACAUACACACACACACACAUAUACAUAUAUAUGUAUAUAGAUAAGUACCCAUGCGUAUGUAGAUGAAUAUCGAGUAUUUCGUAAGCUGUUGCCGUUGUCUUUGGCAUUAUUGUGUCGGGCCGCAAGUGGAUAGCGUUUAGAAGAACGAUGAGCGAGAGGGAGAUAGAGAAAGGGAAGGAGAGAUGAGUAGCAAAAGGGAGUCAGAGAGAGAGAGAGAGAGUGGGAGGGAGAGGAAGAGUUAAAGGUUGCAACGUAUUGGCCAAAUUGCAAAUUGCAAAUUGCAAUUAUCUAAAAUAAAAAAAAUAUAUAUUAAAUAUAAAGAAGAAUGAAAAGAAGAUUUGAGACAUAUCAAUCGUUGUGUUGUGCGUGACUCUGUGUGUGUGCGUGAGUGUGUGAGUGCGCGGGCGUCUGUGUGUUAGAGUCGUCAGGCAACGCUUAACGUGUUUCAACGAAGCCAAUUCUGUCAAUUCUGGAAACGUCUGCAUAGCAUAAAUUAUACAAAUUCUACAAAUUCUGCCAACUAAAGGGAAACACGCAGCAAUAUUUGUUGGGGUUUGUGAACAAAAGAGUAUCUAAAUGUCUGUUUUCCUUUCGAGUUGGAGUUGCAAAUCGUCUAUACAUAUAUACAAUGUUGAGCGCCAUUCGGCAAUUGUUUGUUACAUAGUUCAGCAUAAUACAUACAUACAUUACUUAUAACCAAAUGUAUACAUUAAACAGAUUUUUGCAUUAAGCACACUGAAUAUGAAUACGAAUAUGAAUAUGUAGUUGGAGUUGAUUGUUCAAGCGUUACGCAUAUACAUACGAUACAUAUAUAUAUACAUACAUGCAUACAUUUAUAUAUAGAGAGAGAGAGUGUUAUCAGCUUAAAUGAAAAUGUUUGCAAAAGAGAAGAAAGGCGAAGCGAAUCGAAUUGUUAUCUAUGUGCGUGUUCAUUACAUAAUGUCGUCUAUAUGGCCCAAA
Messenger RNA from Drosophila hydei, 3798 nucleotides. It is a transcript of the gene Drak, whose product is annotated as death-associated protein kinase related. Gene Ontology annotation, biological process: intracellular signal transduction; protein phosphorylation; positive regulation of apoptotic process. Lineage: Eukaryota; Metazoa; Arthropoda; Insecta; Diptera; Drosophilidae. The transcript is spliced from 6 exons. Gene Ontology annotation, cellular component: nucleus. Gene Ontology annotation, molecular function: protein serine/threonine kinase activity; ATP binding. The coding region runs from base 336 to 2447 and encodes 703 amino acids. The record is from RefSeq and is a predicted model, not a curated record.